AUGCGAACAGCUGUCUGUAAGGGCAAAAUAACCGUUGUCAUAGACUUUUAUCACUUGGAAAAGUACACAAACAAGCAAUACUUGGUGUUUCGGUCGGUGAAACCUUUGCUUAUUCACUCAGAAGUCGGUGAUAAAUGGACGGUGGUCGAAGAUGGCACGAACAGCAGUGACGUUGCGAUCCAACUUCAGUACUCCGUGCGGGUUUCAUGUCGAGAGACGUUUUAUGGACCACAGUGUUCCAGAGAGUGCGAGCCACGUGACUACGAAUUUGGACAUUACAAUUGUUCCUCGGAUGGUACUAAAGUCUGCCUUCCAGGAUGGACGGGUCUUGCCUGCAUGCAAGCUGUGUGUCGUGACGGGUGUAAAGGCACGUGCGAUAAGCCGUUUGGCUGCGACAACUGUAUAUAUGGCUGGACUGGUUCGAACUGUGACGUUUGCCAGACUAGCGCCACCUGCGUUCAUGGCUACUGCCACAAGCCGCAUCAGUGCAUCUGCUACAACAAGUGGGGCGGCAAGGACUGCGACAAAGACGAGGACUUCUGCCUGCACAAGAAGCCAUGCCUGAACGGGGGCACAUGUCACAAUCGCAACAACGACUUUUUUUGCGUCUGUGCACCCGGCUUCACCGGUCGAGUAUGUGACAUCCGGAAUUGUCACCACAUGUGCAAAAACGGCGGAAAAUGUAUCCACUUCGGCAACAGCAGUUCCGAGUGCCUGUGCCCUGCUAAAUACAAAGGCCAAUUCUGCGAAAGACGUGAGUGCAUCUUCACCUAA
Molecule: messenger RNA, 774 nt
Organism: Soboliphyme baturini
Lineage: Eukaryota; Metazoa; Nematoda; Enoplea; Dioctophymatida; Soboliphymatidae
Source: the annotation of a GenBank genome assembly